GCCAACGAUGCAGACGCGGCUCAAACCAGCUCCGGCCAACUGUUAACUUGCGUUCACAUAUCUUGGCCUGAAAAGUGUAACACUCAUACGCAUCGCGUAUACGCACAGUGGUACCAGCGACAUUUGUUUUCUGUCCUUUCCCCGAAAAAGUGCGUGGUCCUACCGCCCUUGCAAGUGCACGAGUUCCCAGUGAAAUUCAAUACAAUCAGUUGAAUAACAUAGUACAUAAAAGGAAAAGUAAAACGCUUGCUUCCAACGCUUGCCAAUUCGAGUUGGGCAGAUAAAGGUCUUAAUUGAAUUAAGCCAAGUGAAAGAGAAACACCAGCCGCUGUCCAGGAAGAAGCACUAGCUGCAGGGGAGAGCGGUAAGUGGGUUUCAGUUACCUCGACGAUCUUCGGGCCCAGUUGGUUGGCUGUUUAUGGCCCUUGAGCCAUGAAACAAGGCAUCCAACUCACCGCCGCCUGGCUGUGCCUAUUGGCCACGGCUAGUCUGGCUCAAAACCAGGAAUCCUCCGCCAAGUGGUCCAGGCAACUGGAGAACGUGGCCACCUCCGACACGGACUCACUGGACUGGGUGCCCUUGGCACAGCCGCUGGAUGGCAGCAAGGAUCGCACGGGCAAUGGCCGCGUGCUGACCUACUCCCAGACCUUCCCGCCCAGCGCUCGGUUCGGCGAUCUGACCAAGACGGGCUCCCAGUUCGACUACCCCUUCCAGUUCCAGCGGUAUCCCAACAGUGCAGGUCAGGCCCUCCCCCUUCGCCAGGCGCCGCCACCAGCUCCUGCCACGCUGAAGGCCUCUGGCGUGGGCCAGGAGCCAACCUCGCAGUCGUUCUUCAAGUUCGAGAUGCCCUUCCACGGUAACGGAGAGGGACAGGCUCAGGCGCCGCCCACCCUGCAAACGGGCUACCAGAUUCAGCACACCUUCGGAGCAGGAGCCGGAGGAUUUCCAGCUCCCUCCUCGCUCUUCAGUCCGCCCUCGCUCUUUGGCCAGCAGCAGGGACAAACCUUUGGCUCGGACUUCCACUCGCUGGGCUCCCAGAAGCCCUUGGCCCAGGCUCUGAACAAACCACUCCACCAGCAGAACUACGUGCAGGAUGUUCUGCCUCCCAAGGCCCUGGGAAAGCCCCUGCCCACUCAGGCCUCGCUGCAGAGUGUGACCCCACAAGUCUUCCCCGUAGACCCUGAAGCAGACACUCUUUUCGGCUCCAACAAGGCAGCUCCUUCGUCAGCUCCAUCUUCCAGUCGCGACCAGGAUGUUCAGCUGCUCUACGUGCCCUACGAUACCCUGUACAAUCAGCAGCGACAGCAGUCGGGAGCGAACUCCAACUUCGAGGUGAACAAGUUCAAUGUGAACCCAGGUCUACCUGCUGUGAAUCCCUACCAGAUCAACCAGUUCUACACCCAGGAUCCCAGUGCGGGCAGUGAUUUCUUCAGCCCAGGAACCACCUCGCGACCCAGCACCACCACCAGUCAGCCGCAGAGCAUCUUCCAGAGCUUCGGGCAGCCGCAGCCCCAGCUUCAGGCCCAAACGCAGACGCAGUUCACCACAGCCAAGCCCAAGCCCAAGGCUCAUCAGCCGCCACUGGCCAUGUUCCUGCUGCGAUCCAGUUCCCGUCCCUCGCAGUCCGAUGUGGUCACUGCCCUGAGGAAUGCCCACAGCAUCUCUGUCAUCGACUCGCCCACGAAGCAGACGCCGGAGAUCUUUGUGGGACCCGCUGGCAUGCCCAUUCCCGACGGCUAUGUCAAGUUCGACCUGCCCUAUCUCUCGCAGCUCACCUCAAACCGCGAUUUGAGUGACGUUUCCUUCUUCGUGGCUCCCUUGAGCUACCGCACACCCAACGGUUUCAACAAGAUCCUGCUGCCGGAGCCCCAUGUGGGUUCCAUUGUGGUGAACAGGGCCAAGGAUGUCGCCUCUGGGCAGCAAUUAUCCCCUGCCGUGCGACCCCAACGUCCAUAUGCUGCCGUCAGCAGCACCCGCAAUCCCUUUGAGAGCACCACUCAGUCCCAGAUCCAGGCCCAAGGUCAAGUUCCCGAGCGGGGCAACAAGUUCAGCUACUACUACGUGCAGGAUGGCAUCCAGGAGGUCAGCUCCCCGAAGAUUCCCGCCAAGCAGGAGCGGCACAAGAAGAAGCGACCACAGAGUGUCCAGGUGCAACAGCAGCAGCCCAUCUAUCGGCCAUCGCCAACCAAGGCCCAGAGCCAGAACCCCUUCGAUACCCUCAACCAGAUCGGCGGAGAUGACUUCUUCAAGACCCUGGGUAGCAAGGCCACCACCAGCUCCACCUCGAGCACCUCCACGUCGACCACCACAUCCACCACUUCGACGACGGCGGCUCCGCAAUCCCUGUUCACCUACAGCACGCGCCCACAGAUCGAGUUCCCCGGGUCCAGUGGCCAACUGUAUCCCCAGUAUGUCCAGGAGCCCGUCCAGGAGCCACUUCCGCGACUAACCACCCGGCCUCCAACUGCCUCCACCGCGGAGGAGGAGCACCGCAUGAAGCAGUACUUCCGUCAGCAGGAUGCCUUCCGCCAGCGGCCACUCACCACCAACCCCCCCUUCGAGUACACCCCAAGUUCGGUGGACUAUGAGCCUUCCCUGCCCGCGACCACCACCACCCAGAGGAUCAAGACCAAGCACAGAGUCAAUCUGUACACUCCCGCUGCCGUGCCGGUGACCACUUCGGAUGUGGGCUACAACAAUGUGGAGCAGCAGGGGCCGCUGAACCAUCGCCCCAGCUAUAACCAGGUGCAGAACGAGAUUCUGGACAACAGCAAUGUGGAGUACGAGCCGAAUCCCUACCAUGUGCCCUCGGAACUGCCUGCCCUGACUCCUGAUAUCCCCGGACUGGUGAACAAUCUGCAGGAGAAGGACAAGCUGCAGCCGCAGAUCCAGACCACACCAUUGGCCGAAGCGGAACCGGAAACGCGACCCACCAGGAGACCAGUGCUGCGCACCCGUAAGCCAGCGGUGACCAAGGUGACUUCCUCGGUCUCCUACUCGGAGUCGGAGUCCAAUGGCAAGCUGCCCACUCACCGGAUUAGAAGGCCAUACAGCAGUCGGGGAACCACAGCGCCAGAUGCCUCCAGCGGAGAUGGAGCCGAUGAAUCGGCAGUGACCCCCACUCGUCGGCCCACCAGUGCCCGGAACCCACUCAUCCGCAACCCCAACCGCAUCCGCUACAGGCCAACGACCGAGGAGCGCCAAACCCUGAAGACGAAGCCCAGGAAGGGCUCGAAGAACGGCAAACCCCACGAAGAUCAGGACAUUGACUACCAGCGAGAUGUGCUCAAGCAGAACUACCCGGUGUUCAAGGCCCCGUCCAGGCGACCCACCAGUCCCACGGCCAUUCCCAGCUCCUACGAUGUGCAGGCCACCACCGAAGGACCCGCCUCAGAGUCCCAGCAGGUGUACACGGUGACGCCCAGCAACAGCAUCGAUGGUGGCAGCGAGCAGAGCGGCUUCCCCGCCAAUCUGCUGGAGCCCAUGCAGAUUGCCCAGCACUACCAGGAGUUCUCCAAGGACAACUACGGCCCCGGCUACUUCCCCAACCAGGAGGAUCUCAGUCCCACGGAGGCCAUCGUGCGCAACGAGGUGAGCCCCAUCUUCACCACACUGGCCACCACCACGCCACCAACCACGACGACCACGACAACUACAACCACUGAGGCUCCACUGACCACGACCACAACAACGCGUCGCUCGCCUUUUGUGAGGAGGAACUACCCGAGACUGAGGACGACCACAACGACAGAGGCGCCAGUGACAUCCACCACGCCCUCGGAGGACAGGCCAUCGAUCCGCGCUCGUCUGCCACCUCGUCGAGUGGUGAAGGUGCGUCAGCGACAGCGUCGUCCCACGCAUCCAGCCUCCUCCUCCACAGUGGCGCCCGAGGAGGAGUCCGAGCCCAUCACCCACAAGCCAAAUCUGCGCAAGCUGAGCCGCUACAACAACCAGGAGCCCAAGGAAAAGGAGGCAACAGUGAGUCCCAUCACCCAGCGUCGUCGCUACAAGCAGCCCUUCCAGCUGGAGGGCCAGGAGUCCCAGUGGUCACCGUCCUCGGAAACGGCCAACAGCAAUACCAACUCGAACAGCUUCAAGCCGCUGAGUCCCAAGUACAAGACCGAGACGCACAACUUCGAGAGCGAGCCGGAGAUUGUGACAGCAGGACCAACCAAUGAGCCGGAGACCUACGAGAUCAACGUGGCUGCUGAUCUCGGGGGUUCGACGGCGCAGCGCACCACCAUCAUGGCACCCAAUCUAAAGCCAGAGAAAUCCUUUGCCGAGCUGUUAGAGGAAGUGAUGGGCAAGGCACCGGAUGCCACGACCACUGAAUCCACCAGCAGCGCUUUCAGUCGCCUGAGCAGGCGUGGCAAGUGGCAGAAGAAGAACCGCUUGUCCGGCAGCCCGGAUAACUCCGAGAACUUCGAAACGGCCGAGUCCCAGAAUCUGGGACCUCAGCUCUACAAUGCCCUGCAGUCAGCCAGCGAAAAGGAGGAGCUGCCCAAGACCACUAUUGCCCCAACUCCCUCCACCGAGGCCCAGACAGAAACUUUGGUGGUGACCACCACAGUAGCCUCGCCCACCACGCCCGAAGAGUACGAGGUGACCACCGCCCAAGGCGUCGAGGAGGCCACCAUUACCUCCACCCUGCCCGUGAGCGAGGAGAGCGCCACGCGCCGCAUGGACACGGCAGCGGAUGUGGACGACCUGGAGGUGCAGCCCAGCAUCUUCUCGGAGGUGAAGAAACAGCUGCACGAUCUGUUUGCCAUCGAGGAGAGCGAGGACGAGGCGGUGACCGCCGCCCUGGCUGCCGUGGGUAAGCGUCGCCAAGAGUACACGAGCAUCCGACGCACCAGUCCCGCCUCGCCCACGGAAAAAACCACUCUGGCGCCAGCGGACGAGGCCACCACCACGGAAGCCACCGUGGCGGAGAGCAAAAAGGACAGCUUCCACAAGGAUCUGAUGGAGCACGUGGUGUACGCCACAUCCACUUCGACCAAAGUCACCUCCGAGACGGAGAUCUGCUACCGCGGACGAUGCAUCCGCUCCGAGGAUCUGCCCGCCAACCACAAGCUGCACUGAGCACACUCCUCCGGCAGCGGAAGGCAGAGGGAUUCAUCAUGUAAAUAGGGGCAGAGGGGAUACGGAUGGGGUUCAAGGGUCCAGAACGCUCCUCCAGCAGCGUUUGCCCAAAAUACAAAACCGUAUCCACUUGUAAUUACCUAGCUUUAACUACAAAUAUGUUAAGGAUAAGAUGGAAAGAUAAACACAAGAUCGAAGGGUCUUGCGUCCCUAGGUACGGUGAGGAUAUUUCCAGGAAUUUUUUAAGAGGAUUUCGAGUUAAAUAAGCACCAAUUCUCCGUAAGAACAGUAAAUUAAAUUUCUACGAACAUCCUUCCUUGAACCCUCCAUAUUUCCACUUAGAGCAAUUAGUUGAUAGAUCCUAGAGUUAGCAUUAUGUCAGGAUACCACAUAGCCAGUGCAUAAGUCUUGUACCAUAUGUACAUCAUCAUGUACUAACAAUACAAAUAUCAAUAAAAACGAAACGAAAAAUUCACACGCA
Molecule: messenger RNA, 5563 nt
Organism: Drosophila biarmipes
Lineage: Eukaryota; Metazoa; Arthropoda; Insecta; Diptera; Drosophilidae
Exons: 6
Coding region: 433-5082 (1549 amino acids)
Source: RefSeq, a predicted model, not a curated record